Dermatophagoides pteronyssinus (European house dust mite) is the source of this 453-nucleotide messenger RNA. It is a transcript of the gene U2af50, whose product is annotated as U2 small nuclear riboprotein auxiliary factor 50. The record is from RefSeq and is a predicted model, not a curated record. NCBI's taxonomy places the organism in Eukaryota, Metazoa, Arthropoda, Arachnida, Sarcoptiformes, Pyroglyphidae. Gene Ontology annotation, molecular function: RNA binding. Gene Ontology annotation, biological process: mRNA processing. Gene Ontology annotation, cellular component: nucleus.
AUGGGUGGAACACCAUCAUCAUCAUCAAAUGCACCAAGUGGAAGUGGAGGAACAGGUGUAACAAUAAAUCCAGCAAUUUUAACUGGUCCAGUUACAAUGCAAGUACCUGGUUUACAAAUAACAGCAAUGACAACUGCUAUUGGUAAUCCAACUGAAGUACUUUGUUUAAUGAAUAUGGUAUUACCGGAAGAAUUAAUUGAUGAUGAAGAAUAUGAAGAUAUUAUGGAAGAUAUUAAACAAGAAUGUUCAAAAUAUGGUCAAAUACGUUCAAUGGAAAUACCAAGACCAAUUGAAGGUGUUGAAGUACCUGGUUUAGGUAAAGUUUUUAUUGAAUAUAAUACAUCUAUUGAUUGUCAACGUGCACAACAAUCAUUAGCUGGUAGAAAAUUUGAUAAUCGUAUUGUUAUAACAUCAUAUUUUGAACCAGAUCGUUAUCAUCGACGAGAAUUUUAA